Echinostoma caproni is the source of this 279-nucleotide messenger RNA. The record is from the annotation of a GenBank genome assembly. NCBI's taxonomy places the organism in Eukaryota, Metazoa, Platyhelminthes, Trematoda, Plagiorchiida, Echinostomatidae.
AUGCAGAACACGAGCACCACGAACGCGGAAUUGGUGAACUCUAACAGUAUCAACUGCACACAACCAAUGACCGUUCGCCUGCUCCCUGGUGUGCCAUUACUGGCCGGCCCAUUUUACACAAAUCCUUUGUUCCCAUGUUUUGAACAGAUGCGCCAUGCAUCACCAAAUGUAUCGGUCGCUGAUCUACUAUUACCAACACCACCAUCAGGUCCACCUCCUCCACCGCCCCCUGCAAUGGAUAAAUUGUUCUCAAUGCAACAAUCCUAUUUUCUAUCUUGA